Molecule: messenger RNA, 915 nt
Organism: Apus apus (common swift)
Lineage: Eukaryota; Metazoa; Chordata; Aves; Apodiformes; Apodidae
Exons: 6
Coding region: 1-915 (304 amino acids)
Biological process (GO): regulation of cell population proliferation
Source: RefSeq, a predicted model, not a curated record
AUGAUUUCCCCAAACGUGGUGAUUACCAGAGCAGUUGCUUUCCUGAGAGAAAGGCUGCUGGGAAUCUGCAAACCUCGAUCCUCACCUCCUCUCACCUUUUCCAAAACUCAGAACAGCGAGAAUGGGCACCAAGAGGAAAACUCACCGCACCCUCUGACUGACACUGGGGGCAGCACUGGCUCCCUGCGGGGCUCUGAGGCCUGGAAAUCUGUCUGGGACAUCACCACUGGCUAUGUGGCAACCAAGGUGUUUUCCAAAAACACCUGCAUCAUUUCUAAAAUGGACAGGAGUGUUUUGCUUCAUCAGCCGUUUCCUGCACCACCUCAAGGACAUCAGUUACCAAAUAUCAAUGGAGUGAAGCAAGUCGUAGACCAGCAGCCAUCCACAUCCAUCACCAGGCAAAUCACCGUUAAUGGACAGUUACAACUUGUGUUCAUCAACGGGCAAUGGCGCGUGGCAACUAUCGAGCAACAGGGCGGCUUCAGGUCCUGGAAAACCAUCUGGGACUACAACACCGGCUUUAUUGCAACCAAAGUGCUGCCAGAGAGAGUUUGCUACGUUUCCGUCAUGAACAGAAGCCAGAUGCCCACCUUUGAUUCACUCCUCACUCAGGUCGAUUACAUGAGGAACCUGCAGUUCCAAGGACAGCUGACAAGGCAGCUCACAUUCGUCACCCAGGGACUUGUCCCUAACCUCCAGGCCUAUGGAUCCAGCAUCUAUGCCAUGUGCAGAGGACUCCCAACCUACGUGGCUACUCAAGUCUAUGGUCCCCAAAACACUUUCAACCUGGGAUCAUGCAUUAGACUUGAUGUCCUGCGGCUCGUGGAGCUUAGGUACUGUCGUGCCAACAUCAAUGGCAACAUCAACGGCAACAUCAAUGGCAACAUUAACAUCGGUGUCAAGGGCCUUCCUUGA